This is a messenger RNA of Fukomys damarensis (Damara mole-rat), 3384 nucleotides long. Its product is annotated as HLA class II histocompatibility antigen, DO beta chain. The transcript is spliced from 6 exons. Gene Ontology annotation, molecular function: MHC class II protein complex binding. NCBI's taxonomy places the organism in Eukaryota, Metazoa, Chordata, Mammalia, Rodentia, Bathyergidae. The record is from RefSeq and is a predicted model, not a curated record. Bases 1104 to 1922 code for a protein of 272 amino acids. Gene Ontology annotation, biological process: positive regulation of T cell activation; immunoglobulin production involved in immunoglobulin-mediated immune response; peptide antigen assembly with MHC class II protein complex. Gene Ontology annotation, cellular component: membrane; MHC class II protein complex.
UAACAAAGGGAAAAUCAUGUAUUCUUUUUGUUCAAUGUUAUGGAAAUAAAUCUGAAAACUUGAGUGACAUGUUGAACUCAACUUGAGUUACUCCCUUGAAAAAUAUAACGUAUCAAAAAAGAAAAAGUAUAACAUCAAAUCAAGCUUUAUUUUCACAGAAAAAUGGAUAAAGUUGUAAAAGGGUUACCACUGAAGCCCGUAUUUCUCACAUACCUGUACUACUGUUGUUGCAGAAGGAACUGGAAAAUGACACACAGAGAUGCACAAGUGGGCGAAAGAAAAGCAUUUACUUUACUAGCAAAGGAUCGGCCUGCACCAAGAGCUGUGCGAAAUGACAGACCCUGGGCUGGGGGACAAUCUGUCUUUUAUAGGAGUCUUGUGAUCAUGACCUCAUUUUAGGUGAUAAGACAGAUUAGUUCCCACAGUUCCCAUCACGAAACAUGGUCACAGGACAGUUCAAUGCUAACCCAAAUCUAGCAAUUUCUUUCAGGAUGUUUAUCUUUAGCUAUUCCAGCCCACAAGGUGGGAGUCAGGGUUAAGAAAGCAAGGACUGGUGACAUUCCUUUCAUCUUAUCACCUUUAUAGUCAUGAUUUACAGAGUUUUAUGGCUCAGGGACUGUUAUCUGAGCUUGAACAUUUGGUUUCAUCCUGGGAUGUGGCUAAGCACCUCUGGCACUUGCUAAUUUUAAACCUGGGCUACGUGCCUCUAAGCUUCACUGUUGAAACCUCAGGCAUUUUGUUAAACAAGCAAAGCAAAGCAAAUUACAGAAGCAAAAGAUAGUGGUUAUUUUAUAUUUUCUUUAACAUUUUGCGGAUUCCAGAAUAUUUACAGAAGUUCUGUCUCUCACUAUUAGCGAUGUUCGCAGGUAACUACUAACCACUCCUCAAGUGAUGUAACACAACUGUAUGAUGUAUUCUGCCCAGCACCUAAUGAUGAAAAGCUCUUUUUUUUUUAUUGGUUAGCAGUCUGAGAAAGUUUCCAAUCCGAGGAGGCCAAGAGUUAUUUAUACUCACAAUAAGUAGCUUUUGGGCUGAGUUGUGCAGAGACAAGCUCCACUCUAAGAAGCUGAUUUAUUUUACUGUGUUAUCCUUUCCCCUUCAGAAUGGGUUCUGGUUGGGUGGGCUGGGUGCUGGUUCCACUAGUGAGUCUGACCAGGCUGGAGUCCUCCACGACAGAAGGCAGAGAAUCUCCAGAAGAUUUUGUGAUUCAGGCAAAGGCUGACUGUUACUUCACGAAUGGGACGGAAAAGGUGCAGUUCGUGGUCAGGUUCAUCUUCAACCUGGAGGAGUUCGUACGAUUCGACAGCGACGUGGGGGUGUUCGUGGCCCUGACGGAGCUGGGCAAGCCCGACGCCGAGCAGUGGAACAAUCGGCCCGACAUCCUGGAGACGAGCAGGGCGUCCGUGGACAUGGUCUGCAGACGCAACUACAGGCUGGGAGCUCCCUUCACCCUGGGGAGGAGAGUGGAACCACUGGUGACAGUGUACCCAGAGAGGACCCCGUUCCCACAGCAGCACAACCUGCUGCUCUGCUCGGUGACAGGCUUCUAUCCAGGGGACAUAAAGAUCCAGUGGUUCCGAAACGGACAGGAGGAGAGAGCUGGGGUUGUGUCCAGUGGCCUUAUCAGGAAUGGAGACUGGACAUUCCAGACUGCGGUGAUGCUGGAGAUGACCCCUGAACUCGGGGAUGUCUACAGCUGCCGCGUUGAGCACUCCAGCCUGCUGAGCCCUGUCGCUGUGGAGUGGAGAGCUCAGUCCGAAUAUUGUUGGGGGAAGAUGCUAAGUGGAGUUGCAGCCUCCCUGCUUGGGUUAAUCUUCCUUCUGCUGGGAUUUUUCAUCCACUUCCGGGCUUGGAAAGGAUCUGUGGAGACUCGGUCUGACAAUGAGGUGUCAGGAGCUGUUUGCCCAACACAAGCACACUGAGGUCCUCCUUGAAGCUCUUCCCUGGAUCCUGAAGUAGUGCUCAGCGGCCUGGCCCCUGGGUUAGGUAAAGGACACUCAAGAGCUUAUUGUUCUGGGACGGAGCCUGGUCCAUCACACGUGGGGUCCUGAACUAACCCUACAGUGUGUGCUGUGAGGUCAUGCACCUCCCCACUUUCUGCCCUUCCUCCUCUACCUGUGUACUGCAUGAGUUGCCAUUUCCAACACACUGUCCGGAAAUUUCCCUAACGCUUAACUCCUUUCACUUCCAAACUGUUUACUUUUCUAUAGCCGGACCUAACCCGCUGGGUCAUGAUCCCUAAACCCUUUUCUCUUCCGGCUGCAGUCUCCACAGUCUUCAGAAGACAAAUGCCCACACAUCGCUUUCCUUUUCACUGCUUAAAAAUCUUUUUAUUAUAAAAUAAAGCAGAUACGGACAACCACAUAAAAUGUAUGAUUAAUGGACUAUUUAGAGAAAAACUCCUGUAAUCACCACUCAAAUCAAAUAAAACAAUUUUGCCAGCUCUUCAGAAAUCCUCUUGUGUCUGAGGCUAAUUAAGUCCUCCGCUCCCAUCAAGAGUAAACAUACGCUAUGCUUACUAUAGCCUUUCUCUUGUAGCUACUUAUAGCUAAUUCACCCAACUGUGACUCCUCGAUGCCGUACUUUGUUUUCUGUUUUCUCUUGUUAGACUUCACAAGUUCUCCCUCCAUUCCUUUUUUCUCAUUAAGAAUAAUCUGCUGCCUGAGCUACUUGACCUGAAGUAUUUCCCUCACUCUGGAUUGUGGUGGCUGCAUACAUGUGCUGCGGGUUAACCUGCCCCUUUGCCCUCUGCACUUCUCUAAAAUUAACAUUGGUUACAGAGGCUGGAUCAGACCUUGGUCUGAUCUGCUUGGAAGUCUAUGGCUAGCUGUGUGGUCUUCCUCAGAAGAUGCGUUAUGCCCACUUGUUCUCUUUUUGUGAUGUUAGAGCAGGUGAUGGUGAUUGCCUGGGUCUGUGAAUUUAUUGGGGAUUGGAAAACGGUGACAUUUACAUUCUACAAUUCCUUCAGUGUUUAUUUAUCAUAUAUUAUUUGUUCUUUUCACUGUUAUUUGUCUUAAAGGUACAAGAUUUAUAGUGGCUAAGAUUGCUGGUGCCUUAGUACAAAUUGAAGCAAUAAUACCAAAUGGUACAGAGAGUCAAUUAUAUUCUUCACUGCUGUGAAGUGUCUUAACAGAGAAGAUAAUCCAAAAAGUCAAAAAGACUGUUAAACUUUUCUUCCUUUCAAUUACAUAUUUGAGUACAGCCAGAUUUUCUUCAUGUUCUUCAACCAAAACCACAUAUUGUUACAGAUUGGACAGAAGAGAAUGUGUAACCAGACUACAUUUAUUAAGCCAGACACUAGAGAGAUUUUUAGAAAUGCCAAACAAUUCCUUCUCUUUCACUAUUCUGUGCUGAAAACAGUUAUUUUUCAAGCAAUAUAUGGUG